Molecule: messenger RNA, 1762 nt
Organism: Drosophila hydei
Lineage: Eukaryota; Metazoa; Arthropoda; Insecta; Diptera; Drosophilidae
Gene: Tmx3
Product: protein disulfide-isomerase TMX3
Exons: 3
Coding region: 18-1325 (435 amino acids)
Biological process (GO): peptidyl-cysteine oxidation
Cellular component (GO): endoplasmic reticulum
Molecular function (GO): protein disulfide isomerase activity
Source: RefSeq, a predicted model, not a curated record
CAAAGCAAAAAACCCGCAUGAAACCAGCCAGCAAAAUGCAUCAAUCAAUAUGGGGCUGGAGUCUUCCAUUGCUGUUUCUGUUGAUCCUCGGCACACCGGCCAUAUCCUCGCGUGUCCUUGAGCUAAGCGAUCGCUUCAUCGAUGUGCGCCAUGAAGGUCAAUGGUUAGUGAUGUUUUAUGCACCUUGGUGCGGCUAUUGCAAAAAGACGGAGCCGAUAUUUGCGCUAGUCGCUCAGGCGCUCCAUGCGACAAAUGUCCGAGUGGGUCGAUUGGAUUGCACCAAAUAUCCUGCAGCAGCAAGAGAAUUCAAAGUACGUGGCUAUCCCACAAUUAUGUUUAUCAAGGGCAACAUGGAGUUUAACUACAAUGGUGAUCGCAGCAAGGAUGAGCUGGUGGAUUACGCUUUAAGGAUGUCCGGGCCACCUGUCCAGCUGGUCACCCGGACAGACAGCGUGGAUAUGUUGAAGGGCUCCCAUACGAUCUUCUUCAUGUUUGUGGGUGCACAGCAAGGCGUUGUCUGGGACACAUACUACGCAGCCGCCGAGGGUUACCAGGAGCAUGGCUUCUUCUAUGCGACCAGCGAAGAGAUUGCUGCGCAGCAUUUUGAUUUUGAGAAGUUGCCCGCUGUAAUUGUCUACAAGGAGGAACAACAUCAUUUCUAUCCACACGGACAUGUGGCUCACGAAAUGGAUCCAAAUGACGUCAAUGAAACCAUAUUCCAAUGGGUAAAUGUGGAGCGUUUCACGCUGUUCCCAAGGGUCACGCGCUUCAAUAUCCAUCAGCUGCUAAAGACGAAAAAGUUCUUAGUGCUCGCUGUGGUGCAGGAGGAUAAGCUGAGUCAGAUAGCAACGCACGAGCUGGAGUUUAGGGAUAUGGUUGAGGGUGUCAUACGCAAGCAUCGACCGCGUUACCAUGAAAAAUUCCAAUUUGGAUGGAUUGGCGAUCCGUCUAUAGCACAUUCCAUUAUACUGGACCAAUUGCCCACGCCUCAUUUGAUAGCAUUGAAUUCCACGACUCAGCAUCAUUAUAUACCCGACGACGAUCCGCUCCAGAUGACGCCACAGGCGCUUCACCUGUUCCUCGAAUCAAUUAGCAAUGAGAGCGCCACUGCCUACGGUGGAGAUACAUAUUUUGUACGAGUGAAUCGCGCACUCUUUGAACUGAAGCGUUCCUUGCGCGAAAUGUGGCGUGGCAAUCCGGUUUUGAUGACUGUCAUCUUUGGCCUGCCACUGGGCUUUCUCUCGCUCAUCAUGUAUUCCAUUUUCUGUGGCGAUUGUCUGGUCACAGAGGAAGAUCAGGAGGAGGAUCACGAAAAGAAGGAGUAAAGCAGCAUGGAGGAUUGCAAGAUGAAGAAGGAAUAGAGGAAGCAGGACCGUAACAAGAAGAAGUAGAGAGAAGAUGAACUAAAGAAGAAUAAUGAACAAUAGAAGGACGAAGUCAGAAAUCAGCUGUAUAAGAAGGAAGAGUGCUCGAGAGGAAUAUCCAAAAAUGUACUCCUGUGUGGUCACUUAGAAGUAGCAGGAGGAUAACUAUAAGAAGUACAGGAAGUGGAGUCUCACUAAAAGAAUAUGUAGAACAGCAGGAGAAUCUACUCCCAAGCUAAAAAUUCAUCCCAUUGUUAGUGCAAUUCUCACAAUUCACAAUGUACUUGCAUUAAGCCAAAAUCUAGUCUUAUUUUAAACGACAUAAACUACAUUUUGCUGAUAGAACUAAUAAUUUUUUGAAUUACUAAACGAUUUUUGUAUACCCUACGAAAUGUGUA